Messenger RNA from Cynoglossus semilaevis (tongue sole), 583 nucleotides. It is a transcript of the gene c9h17orf67, whose product is annotated as chromosome 9 C17orf67 homolog. The transcript has 4 exons. The record is from RefSeq and is a predicted model, not a curated record. Lineage: Eukaryota; Metazoa; Chordata; Actinopteri; Pleuronectiformes; Cynoglossidae. Bases 85 to 345 code for a protein of 86 amino acids.
GACUGUUCCCCCUUCACCUCCUCUGGACUUUGGUGAGAGCCUCACAGCAAACUCAAACCAGAGGAGAAUAAACAAGGGCAGAAGAUGAAGCAGCUGCUGGUGUUGGUGUUCUGUCUGGUCCUGCUGACCAUCCACACAGAUGCUAAUCCCGUCAUCAAGGAGAGCUUGGCUAAGCAGCUGCUCCGCAGCAAGAGGCAGAAACCAGGUCAUCCUGAUGAGCCAAUGAGGGAGCACAUGCUCCACAUGCAGGCUCUGGAUCAGAGGGCCCAGGAGACCAACAUGGAGAACUGGAUGAAUCCUCACUGUCCACCUCGCUGCGACAGGAACCAUGGACAUCCUGUUUGAGGACCACGUCUAUGAUAAAAGGACCAGACAACACCGACUACAGACAGAACCAGUGGAAACUCCGUGGACGAAGGGAGAGACGUCGUUUAUCUACCUGCGUCCUCUGUGACGCUGAAUAAAUAAAAAUGUCAUUUAUAUCAUUUACAUCCAAUAGGUGGCAGUAUAACCAGACUAUCACAUUAUUUACCUACGCCUUGUAUUUUCCAUGUGAAGAAUAAAGGAACCAAAAUGAAAAGCA